Diplodia corticola is the source of this 432-nucleotide messenger RNA. RefSeq lists its product as uncharacterized. NCBI's taxonomy places the organism in Eukaryota, Fungi, Ascomycota, Dothideomycetes, Botryosphaeriales, Botryosphaeriaceae. The transcript is spliced from 2 exons. Bases 1 to 432 code for a protein of 143 amino acids. The record is from RefSeq and is a predicted model, not a curated record.
AUGGCCACCGUCAAGGAUUCCGUCACCGAGACGGCUUGCGCCUUGUCUGCUGCUCAGCUUUACUUCAGUCAGCUGGCCGGACAGCCCUGCCGCCUUGGCGACACUGAGGCCGAGGCACUUUGUGUGUUGCUCGGCUCCAUCAUAGAGAGGAGACCUUGCAUUCGGGUACCCCGGAAGUCGCUCUCCCCUCCGUUUCUCAACUUCAUCGAAGCUGGUGCAUCGGGCGGACAAUAUCUGGGCCGCGACCGGCUGUGGGCCGCCCUGGCCGCCUGCGCAAAGGGAAUACACGGGACGGCCACGCCGGCUGAAGACUACCACAAGAUCAAGCGCGACCAACGCUGCGUCCUCUCCGACGUCCUCUCCGACGUCCUCUCCGACGUCGUGGACCGCAAGAAGGCCGGUCGCCGACCCCGCAUCUUUUUACACGACUGA